Molecule: messenger RNA, 1314 nt
Organism: Diaporthe amygdali
Lineage: Eukaryota; Fungi; Ascomycota; Sordariomycetes; Diaporthales; Diaporthaceae
Product: protein farnesyltransferase subunit beta
Exons: 5
Coding region: 1-1314 (437 amino acids)
Biological process (GO): protein farnesylation
Cellular component (GO): protein farnesyltransferase complex
Molecular function (GO): protein farnesyltransferase activity
Source: RefSeq, a predicted model, not a curated record
AUGAUUCCCGACCUCUUCACAUCGCUGCCUCCCGUUAGAGAUGAGCUGCAGUCAACAACGACUGUAGCCCAGGACGAGACGGUGAGCCUCUGCCUGCCGUUCCUUUCAGGGGAGAAGCACGACGACUGCAAUGACUACGGCGUGCCUCAUCUCGACCGGGAGAGGCACAUUAAGUUUCUACACAAGCAGCUGGGGAAACUCCCAUCCCCCUUCAUCGCUGCAGACGCAAGCCGGCCCUGGUUUCUCUCCUGGUCCCUGAAUGGGCUGAGUCUCUUGGGUGAGGAUGUGUCCUCCUACCGGGCCGCCUUGAUCGACACGGCGCGUUCCAUGCAGAACGACACAGGUGGCUUCGGCGGUGGCAACGGUCAGAUGUCACACCUGGCAACUACCUACGCUAUGGUUCUGUCCCUGGCUCUUGUGGGAGGCGACAGUGUGUAUGAGGUCGUUGACAGGCGGGCUAUGUGGAAGUGGCUCUGCUCCCUGAAGCAGCCAAGCGGGGGGUUCCAGAUGGCUGUUGGUGGAGAGGUGGACAUCAGAGGCGCAUAUUGCGCAGCGGUCGUGGUGUCCCUACUGAACCUCCCGACGGAUUUGACCCCCGAGUCCCCGGCAUGGACCCCCGAUCAUCCCACGCUGUUCACAAAGCUGCCUGAGUACGUGCAGAGAUGCCAAACAUUUGAGGGAGGAAUAUCGGCCCAUCCGGAUGCUGAAGCACAUGGUGCAUACGCCUUUUGUGCGCUAGGCUGUCUCGCCAUUCUGGACUCUCCCGACCGCAUCAUUCCGAGCCAUUGGGUCGGCGGGUGCUGGCCGCUGAUCGAGGCUGCGCUCGCAGGAGACCGCGGCGACCACGUACCGCCGCUGGGAGGAGAUGAACAGCCUGGUCACAAACACAAGCUCCCUCUCCACGGCCGGAGCUUGUACAGCCGAGAAGGGUUAAUUCGCUACAUCAUGUGUUGCUGCCAGGACCAGAGCAAACGCGGUGGCCUGCGAGACAAGCCCAGCCGUCCCUCGGAUGGGUAUCACACAUGCUACGUCCUUGCGGGCCUCAGCUCCGCACAGCACAAGUCGGAGCUGGUCAACACGGAAGCUCCUGGCACUAACGCCACCGCGUCCACUGCAGGGGACGCGGGCAGUCCGGGGCUCGGUGUGGGCGAGCAGCCUUACCUGACUACGUCGUGGUCUGUUACGCCGUACCUCGACGAAGCACAGGUGUUUGACGAGCAAGAUCGCCUUGAGCCGUUGCACCCGCUCUAUGCACUUCCGGUCGGCUGCGUCGCGGAUAUAAAGCGGUACUUCGACGCGAAGACAGGGUUCUAG